Messenger RNA from Musa acuminata subsp. malaccensis (wild Malaysian banana), 1809 nucleotides. Its product is annotated as catalase isozyme 2. Gene Ontology annotation, molecular function: catalase activity; heme binding. Lineage: Eukaryota; Viridiplantae; Streptophyta; Magnoliopsida; Zingiberales; Musaceae. The record is from RefSeq and is a predicted model, not a curated record. Gene Ontology annotation, cellular component: cytoplasm; plasma membrane; peroxisome. Gene Ontology annotation, biological process: hydrogen peroxide catabolic process; response to hydrogen peroxide.
UUGCCUCUGCGUCGUUCCCAUUCGACAAGAGAGAGAGAGAGAGAGAGAGAGAGAGAGAGAGAGAGACCGAUCGAGAUCGGGUCAUCGCCAUGGAUCCUUACAAGUACCGACCUUCGAGCAACUACAACUCCCCCUUCUGGACCACCAACUCUGGGGCUCCUGUUUGGAACAAUAACUCCUCACUCACCGUCGGAAUCCGAGGUCCUAUUCUUCUUGAGGAUUACCAUCUCGUUGAAAAGCUUGCCCAGUUUGAUAGAGAGCGCAUUCCUGAACGCGUUGUUCAUGCCAGGGGAGCAAGCGCAAAGGGCUUCUUUGAGGUUACCCAUGAUGUCUCUCACCUGACCUGUGCUGAUUUCCUCCGUGCACCAGGAGUACAAACCCCUAUCAUCGUUCGCUUUUCAACUGUUAUUCAUGAGCGUGGGAGUCCUGAAACCUUGAGAGACCCACGAGGUUUUGCAGUGAAGUUUUAUACAAGAGAGGGCAACUUUGAUCUGGUGGGCAACAACUUCCCUGUGUUCUUCAUCCGUGAUGGGAUGAAGUUCCCCGACAUGGUCCAUGCUCUCAAACCAAACCCAAAGUCUCACAUUCAGGAGAAUUGGAGGAUUCUUGACUUUUUCUCUCACCACCCAGAGAGCUUGCACAUGUUUUCUUUCCUCUUUGAUGAUGUUGGUGUUCCCCUGAACUACAGGCACAUGGAUGGUUCUGGUGUGCACACCUUUACUCUUCUCAACAGGGAAGGAAAAGCUACAUAUGUUAAGUUCCACUGGAGGCCAACAAGUGGUGUGAAGUGUUUGUUGGAGGACGAGGCUGUGACAGUAGGAGGAAACAACCAUAGCCAUGGCACUCAGGAUCUUUAUGAUUCCAUUGCUGCUGGAAACUACCCGGAGUGGAAGCUCUUCAUUCAGACCAUGGAUCCUGAGCAUGAGGAUAGGUUUGAUUUUGACCCACUCGAUGUCACCAAGACAUGGCCAGAAGACAUCUUUCCUCUGCAGCCAGUUGGGCGCAUGGUCUUGAACAAGAACAUUGAUAACUUCUUCAACGAAAACGAGCAACUUGCCUUCUGCCCAGCAAUCAUAGUGCCUGGAAUCUAUUACUCAGAUGAUAAGCUACUUCAGACCAGAAUUUUCUCUUAUUCCGACACCCAGAGGCACCGUCUUGGACCAAACUAUCUGAUGCUUCCAGUAAAUGCUCCCAAGUGUGCUCAUCACAACAACCACCAUGAUGGAUUUAUGAACUUCAUGCACAGGGAUGAGGAGGUGAACUACUUCCCCUCCAGGUAUGAUCCUGUUCGACAUGCAGAGAGGUUCCCAAUCCCAUCCUCUGUUGUUACUGGAAGGCGUGAGAAAUCUAUCAUCAACAAGGAGAACAACUUUAAGCAGCCUGGAGAGAGAUACCGCUCUUGGGCUCCUGAUCGCCAAGAGCGAUUCGUCCAUAGAUGGGUUGAUGCGUUAUCUGACCCUCGGGUGACACAUGAAAUAAGGGACAUAUGGAUUUCCUACUGGUCUCAGUGCGACAAGUCUCUUGGUCAGAAGAUCGCAACCCGUCUUAAUGUAAAACCAACCAUGUGAGGUGCUGCCAAUUAUGGUCAAGAAUAAGCUUUGAAACUGCACUACUGAGAAUUGGAAUGGUGUCCAGAUGAAACUGAUGUUAAAUGUAUUUGUACUGAGUACAUCCGAGUAUGAUCCAUUUAUGACAGAUCUGGUAUUAUAAUGUACUGUUGAGUCUUCCUAUCCUACUAUCUACAUAUCAUGUUCUUUAUAAUAUGAUAUCUCGAUAUGUGUAUCAAUUGCCAAACUAUGCCUGCUUCUU